AUGACCAUCCAAGCCUCAAACUUCACUCCUGAAGUGCUCCUCUCGGCACCUCGUCGCUCGACGGCCAUCCCCAACCCUUCCGGGCAGCUUGCUCUUUACACAGUCUCGUCGUACUCGUUCGACACUCAUUGCAAAUCCUCCUCCAUCCGAAUUCUGAACAUCAAGGAUGGAAGUUCGGAAAUUAUCUCCGACAACUUGGGGGCUACCGACCCGGUAUGGCUCAGCGACGAGGAAGUCUUGUACCUCCAACCGGGCGAGAAUGGAUGCACCAUGCUCAUGUCGCAGCAUGUGUCGGACAAUUCCAAGCCGCAGGUGGUUCAUCAUCUUGCUGGUACCAUAUCGAGUCCCAAGGUCAAGCAGAUAUCGUCUGGCAGGGUCGCCAUUUGCUGCGCAGCCGCGACGACGCCGACGGGAGAAAUAUACUGGCCCCCAGCCGAAGUCAAGUCUCACUCGACGGCCAAGAUUUACACAUCCUUAUUCGUCCGCCAUUGGGAUACCUGGAUGACGGAAAAUGAAAACUCGCUUUGGUACGGCCAACUGGCCAAGAAGGAUGGCAGAUGGGUUCUUGAGAGCCCCGGGCUCACCAACCUGCUUGCCGAUACCGGAUUGUGCUCCCCGGUCCCUUUUGGUAGCGGUGGCGACUUUGACAUCUCGGCUGACGGCAUUUGCUUCGUUGCCAAGGACCCCAGUCUGAACCUUGCGAGAUACACCAAAACUGACCUGUACUACGUUCCCAUCAAGUCCUUCGUAAAGAAGCCAUCAGUCCCACCACAGAUGAUCAAGACCGGCGACCUGCGAGGCUUCAGCACCUCCCCGACCUUCUCGAAUGAUGGGAGGCAGAUUGCAUUCUGCCGAAUGAAGCAUGACCAAUACGAGUCCGACAAGUCGAGACUGCUGAUGAUUCCUGACGUCAACGAUCUUACCUGCUUUCAAGAGUUUUACGAGACGGCCGACGGCGAGGGCGGAUGGGAUCUGAGACCAGACAUGAUAACGUGGAGUCACGACGGGAAAGAGCUGUACGUUGGAGCCGAGAUGCAUGGGAGAGUCAAGCUUUGGAAGCUGCCUUCGUGCCCCCGCCAAGCCAAGAAGCUGCCCGUUUCCAUUCACGACGACGGCUGUGUUGCCGAAGCGAAGCUCCUCGGCCACGGACCGCUGCUGCUCAUCACGACAAAGUCUCGUGUCGAGAGCUCAAGCUACUCCGUGCUCGAUCCAUCCUCGACGCAGAAGAAGGAGAUCUCGACCAGCUCGAAGAAUGGCAAGUCAUUCGGUCUGUUCAGAUCGCAGUGCGACGACAUCUGGUAUCCUGGUUCGGCAGGCUACAAUAAUCACGCCCUCGUCACGAAGCCAUCUGAUUUCGACCCUUCCAAGAAGUACCCCCUCGCGUUUUUGAUCCACGGCGGACCGCAGUCGGCAUGGGUGGACGAUUGGAGUACCCGAUGGAACCCCGCCAUCCUGGCCCAGCAGGGCUACGUCGUCGUCGCACCGAACCCGACCGGCAGCACGGGCUAUGGCCAACGUCACACGGAUGCCAUCGCCUGCAACUGGGGCGGUACGCCGUAUAGGGAUCUCGUCCAAUGCUUCGAGUACCUGGAGAAGAAAGUAAGCUACGUCGACACGACGCGCGCCGUCGCUCUAGGCGCUUCCUACGGCGGCUACAUGAUCAACUGGAUUCAAGGCCAUGACCUCGGACGCAAGUUUAGAGCCUUAGUGUGUCACGAUGGCGUCUUCUCGACGCAGAACCAGUGGUCAACCGAAGAACUGUGGUUCCCGGAACAUGAUUUCGGAGGUACCCUUUGGGAAAGCCGAGCGAUUUACGAGAAAUGGGACCCGUCGCGUCAUGUUCAGAACUGGGCCACGCCGCAACUCGUGAUCCACAAUGAGCUCGACUACCGCCUGCCUGUGUCCGAGGGCCUGGCUAUGUUCAAUGUGCUUCAAGCCCGCGGCGUACCCAGCAAGCUUGUCGUGUUCCCGGACGAGAACCAUUGGGUGCUCAAGCCCGAGAACUCGUUGGUGUGGCAUAGGGAAGUCAUUGACUGGAUCAACAAGUACAGUGGUAUCAACGAUGAGCACAAUGCCUAA
Molecule: messenger RNA, 2079 nt
Organism: Drechmeria coniospora
Lineage: Eukaryota; Fungi; Ascomycota; Sordariomycetes; Hypocreales; Ophiocordycipitaceae
Exons: 6
Coding region: 1-2079 (692 amino acids)
Biological process (GO): proteolysis
Molecular function (GO): serine-type endopeptidase activity
Source: RefSeq, a predicted model, not a curated record